Messenger RNA from Solanum dulcamara, 441 nucleotides. RefSeq lists its product as uncharacterized. Lineage: Eukaryota; Viridiplantae; Streptophyta; Magnoliopsida; Solanales; Solanaceae. The record is from RefSeq and is a predicted model, not a curated record. The transcript is spliced from 2 exons. Bases 1 to 441 code for a protein of 146 amino acids.
AUGAAAGACUUAGGGGAGCUCAAAUACUUUCGGGGAAUUGAAUUUGCAAGAUCCACAACAGGAAUACUCAUGCAUCAGAGGAAGUACACUCUUGAUAUGAUAGCAGAAGUAGGAAUAACUACAGUUAAGCCAGCAGCAACACCAAUGGAUGCCAACAUUAAGCUCACAUCAAAGCUCUAUGAUGACCAUGUGAACUCAAAGCAAGAAGAGCUACAUGAUCCUCUAAUAGAUCAGGCAGCCUAUCAAAAACUCAUAGGUAAACUUCUGUAUCUCAACAUGACAAGGCCAGAUAUAGCCUUCAGUACUCAGAUAUUAAACUGGGCAGCAUGCGCACUCACCAGGAAAUUAGUCACAGGAUACUUGAUCAAGAUGGGAAAAUCACUAAUAUCUUGGAAAGCCAAGAAACAAACUACAGUGUCUAGAAGUUCAGUUGAAGCUUAA